Molecule: messenger RNA, 3256 nt
Organism: Salvia splendens (bonfire salvia)
Lineage: Eukaryota; Viridiplantae; Streptophyta; Magnoliopsida; Lamiales; Lamiaceae
Product: receptor-like protein kinase 7
Exons: 2
Coding region: 171-3101 (976 amino acids)
Biological process (GO): protein phosphorylation
Molecular function (GO): protein kinase activity; protein binding; ATP binding
Source: RefSeq, a predicted model, not a curated record
CAUUGACUAUUCACACCACAUUCAAAGCCAUAACAAUAUUAAAUAAAAAUAAAAUAAGCAAUCAUUGUCCACUUGAAAUUCAGAAACCAUCAGUCUGUUAAAAACCAUGACACCUCCACGAUUCUUCCUUGCACGCUCGAAUUCUUAACCACCCCAAAAAAAUUUAAAAAAUGAAACCACCGUCCCUCACGGCGGGCGCCGCCACUCUCCGCCUCCUCUCCGCCGUCUAUCUCCUCACGCUGCUUCUCGCCGCCGCGGCAGACGAUCUCCAAACGCUCCUAUCCAUAAAAGACGCCUUCAAAGAUUCCAACACCCGAGUAUUCGAUUCGUGGGAAUCCAAUUCCAACCUCUGCAGCUUCAAAGGAAUCUCCUGCGAUUCCGACGGUUUCGUCAAAGAAAUCGAACUCUCCAAUCAGAACCUCAGUGGCGAGAUUCCUUUAACCGCCAUCUGCAGCCUCAACCGCCUCCAGAAACUGUCGCUGGGGUAUAAUCAGCUACGCGGCCGCGUUUCAGAGGAUCUCAAUAACUGCUCCUCCUUGAAAUACUUAGACGUCGGAAACAAUUUCUUCUCCGGCCAAUUUCCCGAUGUGUCUUCGAUCAAUGGAUUGGUGUAUCUCUACGCUAAUUGCAGCGGAUUUACCGGCGCUUUUCCGUGGGAGUCUUUGAGAGGAAUGAGUGGUCUUCAAGUUCUGAGCGUCGGCGACAACCCGAUUGAUCGGAGCCCGUUUCCGGCGGUGGUUUUGAAUCUCACGCGGCUGAGCUGGCUCUACUUGACGAACUGCAGCAUCGAAGGGGAGAUUCCGGAGGGGAUUGGGAAUCUCGUGGAGCUCGUUGAUUUGGAACUGGGGCAGAAUUUUCUCACCGGGGAAAUUCCGGCGGGGAUAACCAAGCUGAAAAAGCUAUGGCAGCUCGAGCUUUUCGCCAACAAUUUGAAGGGCGAAUUGCCGGUGGGGCUGCGGAAUUUGACCAAUCUCGAAAUGUUUGAUGCUUCCACGAAUUCUCUCACUGGCAAUUUAUCCGAAGUGAGGUUUUUAGAUAAGCUGGUGAGCUUGCAGCUUUUUGAGAAUCAGCUUUCCGGCGAGAUUCCGGCGGAGCUGGGGGAGUUCAGGAAUCUGGUGAAUGUGUCUCUCUACACGAAUAGCCUGACGGGCCCGCUGCCGGAGAAGCUCGGCUCGUGGUCGGAGUUUUAUUUCAUCGAUGUUUCGGAGAAUUUCCUGACCGGCCCGAUUCCGCCGGAGAUGUGCAAGGGGGGUAAUAUGAGGAUGCUGCUGAUGCUGCAGAAUAAUUUAUCCGGCGAGAUUCCGGCGAGCUACGCUAGCUGCACGACGAUGACCCGGUUCCGGGUGAACAAAAACCGGCUGUCGGGGCGGGUCCCCGGCGGCAUAUGGGGGCUACCGGAGAUGAAAUUAAUCGACCUCAGCGAGAACGACUUUGAAGGCCCGAUCACAGCGGAUAUCGGCAAUGCCAGGUCGUUAACGCAGCUUUUGGUUUCCGAUAAUAGAUUUUCCGGCGAAUUGCCCGCUGAAAUUUCCAAGGCUUCGCCGUUGGUGUCAAUCGACUUGCGAAACAACGGCUUCUCCGGCGUGAUUCCGGCGGAAAUUGGGGAGCUGAAGCAGCUCACUACUCUGCUUUUGCAGGGGAACAAGUUCUCCGGUACAAUUCCGGCAUCCUUAGGCUCUUGCCACUCGAUCAAUGAGAUUAACAUGGCCGAAAACGCCCUCUCCGGCCAAAUCCCGCCGUCGUUAGGCUCUCUGCCCACUCUCAAUUUCUUGAACUUAUCAAGAAACGAACUCUCCGGCCCAAUUCCGGCGACUCUGUCUUCUCUAAGGCUCAAUCUCCUCGACCUCUCACACAACAAAUUAUCCGGCUCUGUUCCGGCAUCACUUCUCACGGAGGCGAACAAUGGUAGCUUCGUCGGGAAUCCGGCCUUAUGCAGCGAGACGCUGUCCGGAUUCCACCGGUGUUCUCCCCAAGCCAGGAUGCCGGAUCAUCUCCGGCUGGUCCUGCUCUGCAUCAUGGUCGCCUUCGUCGCGUUGCUCGCCUCGUUGGCCGGCUUCUGCUACUUAAAGAGGAAGGCCGAACACACCGGGGAACGGUCGCUCAAGGAUCAUUCAUGGGAUCUAAGGUCCUUCCAUGUCCUCACCUUCAAAGAGGAUGAGAUCAUUGACGCAAUCAAGCACGACAAUUUGAUAGGGAAAGGAGGCUCAGGCCAUGUGUAUCGUGUUACGGCUGGAAAUGGCAAAGAAUUGGCUGUCAAACAUGUUUGGCAUUCCGAUGAGUCCGCCGGGAAAAAGACCAAAAGCGCCACUCCGGUCCUGGGCCGGCCUCGGAGCUCCAAGCACCGCCAGUUCGAGGCCGAGGUCGAGACGCUGAGCUCCAUCCGGCACGUGAAUGUGGUGAAGUUGUAUUGCAGCAUAAGUAGUGAGGACUCUAGCUUGUUGGUCUAUGAGUACAUGCCUAAUGGCAGCCUAUGGGAUAGGUUGCACACUUGCCAGAAGCUGUCGCUUGAUUGGGAAGCGCGCUACGAGAUCGCGCUCGGCGCGGCCAAAGGGUUGGAGUAUCUCCACCACAGCUGCGAUGAGCCGAUGAUCCACCGUGACGUCAAGUCUAGCAACAUCCUCCUCGAUGAGCAUCUGAAGCCCCGCGUCGCGGAUUUUGGGCUUGCCAAGAUCCUUCAGCCGGAAGGGUCGAGCGAGUCGACCCAUGUCGUUGCAGGGACCCAUGGCUACAUUGCCCCAGAAUACGCAUACACCAACAAGGUUAAUGAGAAGAGCGACGUGUACAGCUUCGGAGUUGUGCUGAUGGAGCUUGUGACGGGAAAGAGGCCGAUCGAGACGGAGUUCGGGGAGAACAAGGACAUUGUGGAGUGGGUGUGUGGGAAGCUCAAGACUAAAGAGAGUGUGCUAAGUUUGGUGGAUUCAAGCAUUCCUCAAAUAUACAAAGAGAAUGUGAUCAAAGUGUUGAAAGUGGGGAUUCUAAGCACGGCUAGGCUUCCCACGUUGAGGCCUACGAUGAGAAGUGUGGUGCAAAUGCUUGAGGAAGCUCAGCCUUUUCAAUUACUUAGCAUUGUCGUCACUAAAGAUUUUGAGGGAAAGAAGUAAGAAUCGGAAGUUUAUUAGCAUUCCACUCUAUCGAAACAAAUGCGAAAUAGUUGUAAGAUUAUGUCGCCAAAUAGUUGUAACAUUGUAAGACAAUUAGCGUUGUAAGAUUAUUUUGAAUUCUACUAUUGUCACAUGUACUAUAAUUUGACAAUUAA